Molecule: messenger RNA, 1147 nt
Organism: Tarenaya hassleriana
Lineage: Eukaryota; Viridiplantae; Streptophyta; Magnoliopsida; Brassicales; Cleomaceae
Exons: 5
Coding region: 207-947 (246 amino acids)
Biological process (GO): protein ubiquitination
Molecular function (GO): ubiquitin protein ligase activity
Source: RefSeq, a predicted model, not a curated record
UUACGAAAAUACCCCUCUCCCUCUCUCUCGUCAUCAUGAUUAUCGGAUUGGACGAAAUAUCUGAGAGUUAAAGGAGAAGCAAGCACUAAACUUUUUUCCUUGCUUUCAUCCUUGUUUUCUUUUUGUGGGUUCGAUGCUUUUGAAAAUUUGCUUGCCGGAAUCUGUGUUUGUUUGAUGGGAAUUAUUUUCCGGGGAAUUUCCAUGCGAUGGCCAAAUUGUCGUUCAAGGAUUCCCUGAAAGCUCUCGAAGCCGAUAUCCAACACGCUAAUACACUCGCUUUAGAUCAUCCACGGGACAAGGAUGGGGCACGCGUUCAGAUGAGACUAUCGUAUAGUCCAGCUGCCCAGUUCUUCCUUUUUCUUGUCCAGUGGACCGACUGUCACCUCGCCGGUGCCCUCGGUCUUCUCAGAAUUCUUAUUUACAUGACCUAUGCAGAUGGGAAGACCACAAUGUCGGUUUAUGAAAGAAAAGCCAGUAUCAGAGAGUUCUACGCCGUGAUAUUUCCGUCGUUGUUACAACUACAGAUGGGUAUUACCGAUCUGGAAGACCGAAAGCAGAAAGAGGUUUGCAAUAUGAGGUACAGAAGGAAAGACGAGAUAGAAAGGGGUAGGCUCUCGGAGAUAGACAUCGAAAGAGAAGAGGAAUGCGGGAUUUGCAUGGAGAUGAACGGCAGCAUGGUCGUCCUCCCCAACUGCACUCAUUCUUUGUGCAUCAAUUGUUACCGCGACUGGAGAGGGCGGUCGAAGUCGUGCCCAUUCUGCCGGGACAGCCUAAAGAGGGUAAAUUCAGGAGAGCUAUGGAUGUUAAUGGAGAAAACAGACACAUCUGAACUCUCAGCAAUCACCAGAGAGAAUCAGAAACGGCUCUUCAUGUUCAUCGAGAAACUGCCUUUGGUCGUUCCAGAUCACGUCUUUGCUUCUUCUCCCUUUGACUGCCACGUCAGGUGAAGAAGAAGAAAAGAAGAAGAAACCACUUUCUUGUAUAUGUAUGUAAGUAAUAGACGCAGAGUCUGUGUUCAAACUUCAAUCCGUUUCAAAAGAUGCACGUGUUUUAUUGUUGCUUCCCGGUCUCUCUCUCUCUCUCUGCUGUUUGUAAAUAUACGUGAAUCUAAAUUACUACUAAUGUACGGUCGACCAGUGUUUGAUUU